UUGGUCUUUUUCGGAGUAACGAACCAAUGAUCUCUAAAUGCGCAGGUAUCCUUCUGUUGAUCAACAGCAUGCGGCAGCUGUUCAAAUCGUAAAAUUAUUUCCACAACUUAGUAAUACGCGAGUCACACCAACUGCUCCUGAUGAGUCAUUUUUCUUUUGGCGCAACGGAGGCAAGGAAAAGGGUGCUCAUACUGGCAUGAUAUUUCAUCGCAUCCGGAAUGUCAUCAAACAGCUACCUGCAGAAAAACAUAAAUAUAAUCGAGGAACUAUGCCUGUAGAAGAGUCCGUUUCAACUGAACUUGUAGAGCGGGCUCAAUUGCUCCGAGUAAUGCUUGCAUCGGCAUCAGUAGCAGAACAUAUUUGUGAUGAAAUGGACCGAUGCUUUCCAGUCCUCAAACUGUUAUUAAAAGAAAAGAAACCCGUUAAUGAUAUCUUGGAUAUGUUUCCACACCUGUGUUCAUAUGAAGGAUUGGUGAUUCGUCAAAUGUUUGAGAGAUUGUAUCCUAACAGAACAGAAGGUCUCAAAAUCGAGGAUGUCUUCUCUCAGUGUCUAUCUUAUUCACCGUCCAGAUUCUCUAGAGUAGAAGAUGAUCACAUUCGAGGAUGCUUGAGAAUAAUUUCUCAUAUGCCAAUUCGCGGACAAAAAAGAACGCUGGUAGGCUGUCCAACUGUAGGCGAAGAACAUUCGGCUUCAAUUUUAAUUCGUUGGAUUGGGGAGUGCUUAGAUACAUACAUGGCAUCCCCCGCAACUGAUUCCAUACUACACAUGGUGUGCGUAGCAAGCCCGAUGAAAAGAGGAAAUUAUGCCGUCAUUUGUGAGAAAAAAGUUAUAUUCGAGACUAACAAUUCUAUUCAUGCAGUGGAAAUUUUAUUCAAAUGCCACGCAGUUCUCGGAGUGGAGGUGCCACCUAAUUUAAGAAUGUUUUGGGACUUUCUGGCAUGUGCCAUAUAUAAUAUAAUUCCGCACAGUCAGAGGACAACUGUGAAUAGACUCGUCCAAACUUUUAUUGAAGUUUCCCGCGCACGUAUUGACAACAAAUAA
Molecule: messenger RNA, 1042 nt
Organism: Topomyia yanbarensis
Lineage: Eukaryota; Metazoa; Arthropoda; Insecta; Diptera; Culicidae
Exons: 5
Coding region: 38-1042 (334 amino acids)
Source: RefSeq, a predicted model, not a curated record